GAAAGCGAAUUGGAUAUGCGCCGUGAUAACGUGAUAAAUAAAUUUGUUUUUGCUAUUUGUUCAAGGUACUUCACACAGAUUAUGGAGGUCGUAAAGUCUCGAAAGAUGAUUAACCAUAGUCUAGUCUGGUGUAUCGUAAUCUUCACCGUCAUUGGGACUAGCGUUUUCGCUUUUGAUUGCAGCGAAGUUCACGAAUGCUUCUGUCGUCCGGAUAUCAGCGACAGUUUCAGGAUAUUUUGCGAGUUAGAAAACAACUCUUCCUUCAGCGUGCACAUCUAUCCAGGUCGUUCUAUACAGGUGGACUGUACCAAUUCGCCGAAGUGGUCGGAUUUUCAUGUAAACAUGGUGUCCCUGGACAGAAAUCCAGUAGAGACGAUGUGGUUUCGCUGGUGCGACUUACCACCGAGUAACACUAGUUUGGGCAAAAUCACGCAAAUGCUGGGAGUCAUCGGCGUAGAGAAGCUGAUUUUCCGGUCGUUUAAGAAUCUGAGUUUCGAGCUAACGAAAUAUCAUCUGGAUGGCUUUGACAACUUGAAACAGCUGAUUUUAUCGAACAAUAUGAUAUUCCAUUUGGACAGAGAUCUGCUGAUCCAUUUGCCCAACCUGACUGAACUCAAUCUAAUGGAGAACAACAUAAAUCUACCCGCCGAAUUUUUCGACUAUACUCCCGAGUUAGAGCGCCUCGAGUUAAGCGGCAAUAACUUGCAAUCGAUUGAACCAGGCACAUUUGACAAUCUCAAGAAAUUGAAGCUGCUCAAUCUGUGGAAAAACAAUUUAACCGAAUUUCGGGCGGGGAUCUUCGACAAGCUCGUCGCUCUCAAAAGCCUCGAUAUCAAUACGAACGGCUUGGUCAACUUAUCAGAGAAUAUUUUCGCAAAACUGGAGAAUCUGGAAGUUAUUAAUUUAUCUCGUAACUAUUUCACAACAUUACCGAGAGAUCUGCUACGAAAUAACACGAAACUGGACACCGUUACUCUUUCCAACAACAGAGUCAAUUUGACAUUGCAGCCUGGAUUUUUCAGCAAUUUUUCGAAACUGAAAGUGUUGAAACUAAAGUCGAAUGGACUUGUUACAUUACCGGUAGACCUCUUCCAAGGAUCGUUUUCGCUGACUAAUAUCAGUUUCACGCAAAACCGCCUUCAAUCUUUAGACCAGCGUAUAUUCCAGGAUAUGAAACAGUUGAUGUCAUUGGAACUAAAUAUGAAUGAACUCGAAGGAUUGCCUGCUAAUAUUUUCGCGACUACCAAUCAAUUGGUAAAAUUAGAUUUGUCGAAAAAUCGAAUAACCUCCAUCACAAGGAAUAUGUUCAGUGGAUUGCAUCAAUUAAUAGAGUUAAACAUCGAAGAUAAUCAGCUAAAAACGAUUUCCCAUAAAAGUUUAAGCCCUAUGACGAGAUUAAGGAUCGCUAGAUUCUCCAACAAUCAUCUAACGUUACAAUCUUCUCAGUUUAAUUUUAAAGACAUAAACUACUCGCCUUUUCAUGACUGCAGCUCAUUGGAAGAAUUGUACUUAGCUAAUAAUAAUAUUUCGAUAAUAUUUAGCGACUGGAUGUUUGUCUUCUUGAAACUCCGAAAACUGGAUCUUAAAAAUAACAAUAUAUCUAUUUUAAAAGCUACCGAUUUACAGUUUAUAUCAAAUAAUCUAAGACUUGACUUGACUGAUAAUAACAUAGAGCAUAUCUUAUUAAAACAUGCAGAGUUAAUCGCAAUGUCUCAAAAAGUGCCUCGUGACGUGAUAAUAAAAAUAGAGAACAAUCCACUAAUAUGUGAUUGCUUCUUAUAUGAAUUUCUACGUUACAUUGAGGGUAGAAUGCAUCCGUACGUACAAAAUUUCUUCCAUAUAAUACCGGGUAACUUAACUUGUCACGGUCCAAAAUGGUUGGAGAACAUAAAGGUUACGGACCUACGGUCAAAAACACUCAAAUGCAUGAUAAAAGAUGUGAAUCACAUUCCGUGUCCCAGAGAAUGCGACUGUAUUUUGAGACCCGAAGACAAAGCAUUCCAAAUCAACUGUUCUGGCAAGAACUUGACUCAAUUGCCAAGUGACGUAAAGGAUCCCGGUCGACCGUUCAAGCUCGGAUUAGAUUUUUCUAACAACGUGCUAAAGAAAAUGCCCAACUUGAUAGAGUUGAAACUUCAAUCAGCGAAGUUAAUCAAUCUAUCUCACAACAAUAUUUCCGAGAUCUUCCUGGAUGGAUUGCCCGAUGCAGUACAGGUCUUGGAACUGCACAAUAAUAAUAUAUCGAGAAUACAUUCCAACGUGUUGGAAUUCUUGAAAAAUUCUACAAGUUUGAACCGGUUGACGUUACACGGAAACCCAUGGGAAUGUAAUUGUGAGACUAAGGACUUUCUAUAUUUCGUGCAGACCAGAUACGAGAAAAUUCUCAAACUGCCGGAAGUGAUGUGUCGCGGCAAGAAUUACUCGAUAUCGCAGAUGACCGUGAACGAUUUUUGCCCCAGUGAAACGGAACUGUUCAUCGGGAUCAGUGUUGUGAUCGCAUUUGUAGGAAUACUUGUUGGUAUUUUCGGGUUUUAUUAUAGAUAUCAGAAGAACAUCAAAGUAUGGUUGUUUGCGCGCCAAUGGUGUUUGUGGUUCGUAACGGAAGAGGAGCUGGACAAGGAGAAAUUGUACGACGCGUUCAUAAGCUAUUCGCAUAGAGACCAGAGCUUCGUACAGGACGAACUGGUGUCCAAAUUGGAAAGUGGCCCGAAACCGUUCAAGCUGUGCUUGCAUUAUCGAGAUUGGUUAGCGGGCGAAUGGAUACCGACGCAAAUCGCCAAAUCCGUAGAGGACUCGAGACGGACAAUAGUUGUGUUAUCACCAAACUUCCUGGAGAGCGUUUGGGGGAGGAUGGAAUUCCGAGCUGCCCACAGCCAGGCGUUAAGCGAGGGUCGAGCAAGAGUAAUUCUGAUCUUAUAUGGCGAUAUUGGCCCUACCGACGACAUGGAUCCUGAAUUGAAAGCGUACAUUAGUAUGAACACCUACGUCAAAUGGGGCGAUCCUUGGUUUUGGGAUAAAUUGAGAUACGCGCUACCGCAUCCGCCAAAGUCCGUGAACGCGGCCGGCCGGAAAAUUUUUGAGAAUCAUCAACUGUGUAUUCGGAUGGAGGGAGACAAGAAGGAGCUGAUUUAUCCGGUAGGACCCCCGGAGACCCCUCUGGCGAACACAACACCGCCGGCUGAUACACUUAAAACAUUCAUAUGUGAUGAACAGUUACCCUCGGACAUCGAAUGCUCGCAUGAAUCGUCUAAAUCGAAUGGCAAAAUCGCGGUAAUCUUUGAACCGAAACCGUCAGUUACGCGAGAGUUUAAACUUGCUGUACUUGAUAAUCCACAGUGUACUACUGUUUGUUAGCACGAUGAGAGUGCUAGUACCCGUGGAGUACGAGUGGAGAAUAAUGACUGACGAUUAUCUGUAAAUAGUUCAACAUCUUACUUGCCAUGAGGGUCAUUGGUGACCGGAACUACGAUUUCACUGCGUUUCAUUCAUUUAGUCAUAAAGCGCAAUUAAUCGCGUCUAACGACAUAGAUUAUAUCCCGAUAUUCGCUACUAAUACUGAAAAUUUCUAUAGUAUACGUAACAUUAAUUAUAGAUUUUCACUUGUGGUGAAUAUUCGUUGAAUGGAGUCUUAAAAGUGUGGCCAAUAUGGAACUAAUAAAAUUAGUUGACAAAUAUA
Molecule: messenger RNA, 3676 nt
Organism: Odontomachus brunneus
Lineage: Eukaryota; Metazoa; Arthropoda; Insecta; Hymenoptera; Formicidae
Gene: Tl
Product: protein toll
Exons: 5
Coding region: 16-3354 (1112 amino acids)
Biological process (GO): toll-like receptor signaling pathway; immune response
Cellular component (GO): membrane
Molecular function (GO): transmembrane signaling receptor activity; protein binding
Source: RefSeq, a predicted model, not a curated record